Molecule: messenger RNA, 192 nt
Organism: Paracoccidioides brasiliensis Pb18
Exons: 1
Coding region: 1-192 (63 amino acids)
Source: RefSeq, a predicted model, not a curated record
AUGACAGCAUUGAGUUCCGCCAUUUUUGUUACGCCAUUCCUUGAUGGUGCUCGGAGGUUCACCCGCAUUCGGCUGAAAUUGGUAGCGAUGACAGUCUACUCCGUACGGAUGGCAGUUCCGUCGCAGUUUCUGUCUGACUCCACAUCAAAGGAUAUCCGCGGUGGUCUUCGGCCAAACGGUCUGGCCCUCUAG